UACAAAACUCACCACAAACACACAAAAGUAUCUUAGAAACAAAUUAUUAACCAAAAAAUGAAUCUCGUCACGAAGCUUCUUGUGAUGGUUUUGCUCUUUGAAGUUGUUUGUGCAAACGUAGGCGCAAGGCCGCUGGAAGAAGUUUCCAAAGUAGUUACGGAUAAAGUUACGUUUCCUCCGUUACCACCACUACCAAUUCCACCACCAAUACCGGGGUUACCGAUACCGGCGAUGAAAUCACGAGAUUCAUCACGGGUUCUGCCAAAAAUGUCUAAUGGUGACACUGGAAGAGUUGAGAAUGAGGAAGUUGGAGUAUCCAAAGAUGCUACAGCAGUUCCGGAUGGUCCCACCGCCAGAGGUUACGGUUCCGGAAGUAGUAGUAGCGAUGCGUCUGGCAGGACCCACCCUUGAGCAUGAGAUGAUGAUGUUCGUUGCUCAAUACCUAUAUUAAUACUCUACACAAACUCACAGUCUCUUUUGUGAUCAUAAAUAAAACUAGAGACUGCCACCUUUAAUUAUCAUGAAAUGCUACUUUUUAUGUGUAAUUAUCUCUUGCUAAAUAAAAUAAAUCUAAUAAAUAAAACCUUUAUAUAUGCA
Molecule: messenger RNA, 597 nt
Organism: Camelina sativa (false flax)
Lineage: Eukaryota; Viridiplantae; Streptophyta; Magnoliopsida; Brassicales; Brassicaceae
Source: RefSeq, a predicted model, not a curated record